AGGAGGGGGAGGAGAAGGGAGCGAAGGAAGGAGGCCCGCCUCCAGCUCGGCUGCUUUCCCUCCAUGGCGGAGGCCGAGGCGGCUGUUGGAGCCGUGAGGCGCUGCCUGGCCAGCUUUCCUGAGGAGGCGAGGGAGUUGUGUUUCACGGAGUCUGUGCCUUAUCUUGAUAGCCCUCCAUCCCCACUGAAAUUCUUUCGGGAAUGGGUCUGUCCAAACAAGCCAUGCGUAAUCCAGAAUGCCUUCAACCACUGGCCAGCUCUGAAGAAAUGGACAUUUGAUUACUUGAGGGAAAUAAUGAGCACAAAAUUGGUGAGUGUAGCAGUAACUCCAAAUGGUUAUGCUGAUGCAGUUUAUCAGGACUGGUUUGUUAUGCCGGAGGAACGACUCAUGCCAUUCAGUGCUUUCUUGGACAUUCUGGAGAAAAAAGAAACUUCCCCAGGAGUGUUCUAUGUGCAGAAACAGUGUUCAAACCUUACAGAGGAAUUCCCUGAACUUAUGGCUGAUCUAGAGUCUGAAAUACCUUGGAUGAGUGAAGCACUAGGAAAAAAGCCUGAUGCUGUUAAUUUCUGGCUAGGAGAAUCUGCUGCAGUGACAUCUUUACAUAAAGACCAUUAUGAAAACUUGUAUUGUGUGAUUUCUGGAGAAAAGCAUUUUCUGCUGCAUCCUCCAAGUGAUCGUCCCUUUAUUCCAUAUGAACUGUAUCCACCAGCCACAUACCACAUACGAGAAGAUGGGAAUUUUGAUAUUGUCGUGGAUAAAAUGUCAGAGAAGGUGCCCUGGAUUCCUUUGGAUCCUUUAAAUCCAGACUUAAAACGCUAUCCAGAAUAUACCCAGGCAAAGCCUUUGAGGUGCACUGUGAAAGCGGGUGAGAUGCUGUAUCUCCCUUCUCUCUGGUUCCAUCAUGUUCAGCAAUCACAUGGUUGCACAGCAGUGAAUUAUUGGUAUGAUAUGGAAUACGACCUAAAAUAUUCCUAUUAUCAGCUGUUGGACUCACUCACAAAAGCUGUAGCACCAACGUAACACAGCCUUGGAAGGGGAUAUUGGAAGCACUAGCCUUCUGUGCCCUAUGUACUAUUCAGAUGAAGUGAACUUGAAUAAUGUAAUACUAUUUAAUUAUGGUCCAAAGACAAAGAGCAACUGUUCUGCUGUCUGUUUAGCUUUACAUGACUGUUCAUCAAAAAUGUGGACAUGAUUUUACCUUUUAUGAUUGUUUACCUUGAGUGACAUUUGGGAUCUGUAGCACAUGGCAUGUCAGUUUCCAAAUCAGAUGAACACCACACAAAGAGCAGAUUUUCCAGAUCCAUUUGAACCUGGCUUCAGAAAAGUAUUUUGGACUGCUGCAACUUGGUUGCCUUGCAGAAAGGAAGAAAAUUCAUUUCUGGAGAUCAAGAGGGCUAAUAAUUUCUAUUAUUAAUCACUAUGAAUCUUCUGAGGGACAGAGUUGGAAGUAUUAUUUCAUCAAUACAUCAGUAAAAUCCAGCAUUAUGUUCCUUCAUUGUUGGAUGUUGAUACAGCAAUCUUGUAUUUGAGACAAUACCCAGAGUGGGGUAUUUACAGCUAUGGAGAAGUUGAUCCCCUUUAUCCCUUAUCCUACAAAGAAACUGGAGUCCGAUAUCUGGAAGUUUACGGGUUUCACACCAUUGGUCUAGAAAACAUUGAUGGUCUGAAUGUUAAUAAAUAGAAACUGGA
Molecule: messenger RNA, 1689 nt
Organism: Anolis sagrei ordinatus
Lineage: Eukaryota; Metazoa; Chordata; Lepidosauria; Squamata; Anolidae
Gene: JMJD7
Product: jumonji domain containing 7
Molecular function (GO): 2-oxoglutarate-dependent dioxygenase activity
Source: RefSeq, a predicted model, not a curated record